UCCUCUCCUCCACUGUCACACUGAGAUCAUUACUUCAGGAUUUCUCCAACUUUCCACCUUCUGUCUCAAAUGACAACAUUUCUUCAUUUUACAAUCAGAAUGUCAUCCCGCUCAGCUGCUUUGCUAUUUCUCCUUCUGCUGGCCGGGCCUAGCAGCACAUCAGCGCCAAGUCCCAGUAGAGCAAUGGCAGGGUUGGAGGGACAUGUUAGAACGGACGUUAAGGUUCGAUCUGGACUUAAGGAAAAGGUUGGGGACAGGACAAGUACAGCCGGCAGCAGUGAAACGGGUUUGGGAAAUACUCGCAUUUCUAAACCAGGAGUUGCAGCACCUGAAAGUGGUGAAGGGUGGGGAGAGUUUGGUACAACAACUAACUUCAGGUCCACACUUUCAACCAGUGAUGAUGGAUUAUGGGAGCCCCGUAGCUCUUCUCGCUGUGUACCUAUCCCGUCUGGCAUGGCUUUGUGCCAAAACAUCGGCUAUGACACCAUGAGGAUGCCCAACUUGUUGGGCCAUGAGUCUCCAGCUGAAGCGGUGCAACAGAGUGCCAGCUGGCUGCCGCUGCUUGCCAGAGAGUGCCACCCUGAUGCCCGCAUCUUCCUCUGCUCUCUCUUUGCUCCUAUCUGCCUCGACCGGUUUAUUUCACCCUGCAAAAGUUUGUGUGAAUCUGUACGAGACCGCUGUGCACCAAUCAUGAGUUGCUAUGGCUACCCCUGGCCUGAAAUUCUGAGGUGUGACCAGUAUCCUGCAGAUCAUCUCAUGUGCAUAUCUUCCAUCACCAACACCACUGCUCACACUGGGGGGCGCAGAGUGCCUCAGGCAAGCUGUCGAGAUUGCGAACUGGAGGAAGCUGCUUCUUCAAAAGAUGCGCUGGAUACCUUUUGUAGGAGUGAUUUUGGUGAGUACCAGCAUUAUUUCACUGAUGACCCCUCUUUGCAACUUUGCUUGUUUGUUAUUAUUUAACCACAGUCAACUGCUCCAUAAAUAGAUGCUAUUCAGGCAUUCUGUUCCUUUAAUGUCUUCCCAGUCGUGAAACUGCGCCUGACACGGCUCAAGUACAGUCCAAUAACUCUCUCUCAGUUCUCACUGGCUGAUAAACUGGAUGUCCUGAAG
Molecule: messenger RNA, 1110 nt
Organism: Melanotaenia boesemani (Boeseman's rainbowfish)
Lineage: Eukaryota; Metazoa; Chordata; Actinopteri; Atheriniformes; Melanotaeniidae
Product: secreted frizzled-related protein 5
Exons: 3
Coding region: 70-960 (296 amino acids)
Biological process (GO): canonical Wnt signaling pathway; non-canonical Wnt signaling pathway; negative regulation of canonical Wnt signaling pathway
Molecular function (GO): Wnt-protein binding
Source: RefSeq, a predicted model, not a curated record